This is a messenger RNA of Eurytemora carolleeae, 2820 nucleotides long. It is a transcript of the gene Ocrl, whose product is annotated as inositol polyphosphate 5-phosphatase OCRL-1. Gene Ontology annotation, biological process: signal transduction; phosphatidylinositol dephosphorylation. The transcript has 19 exons. The coding region runs from base 177 to 2468 and encodes 763 amino acids. The record is from RefSeq and is a predicted model, not a curated record. Lineage: Eukaryota; Metazoa; Arthropoda; Copepoda; Calanoida; Temoridae. Gene Ontology annotation, molecular function: inositol phosphate phosphatase activity; phosphatidylinositol-4,5-bisphosphate 5-phosphatase activity. Gene Ontology annotation, cellular component: membrane.
UUCAGGUAAACCAGGUUCAGGAGUUCCACAUAUCAAUCAUAGCUUCAGGUAAACCAGGUUCAGGAGAUCCUCAUAUCAAUCCUAGUUUCAGGUUUGAGAUUGAUUCUGGUGCCAAGAGUAGACCAGAUGCAUUAUACAUAACAAUAUCUUCAAGUAGACAAAAGUUACUGUUUGAAAUGCUCCCGGGUUAUCAUACACAAAACUUCGUUAGUGAAGUGUUUAGACUGACAGAUAACGUAUCCAAGAAAGGAACAGAUAUUCAAACCUUCUCCUGGUUGGAAAAAUAUCAGGCUUUUACUCCAGGUUCCAACUCUAUAAUCCCAACUACUAAUCAGCUUGAGGACUCAAUACCAAGGAUGGAGAUAGCAACAGGACUAGCUGCUCCCAUAGUGGGGAGGGACAGGGAGAGCGUGGCUAACUACCAGAUGUCCACGAAGGAGGAUCAGUUCACGGACCUUCAGAACUUCUCCUUCUUCAUAGGCACCUGGAACGUUAACGGCCAAAGUCCAGGAAAUGGUAGUUUAAGAGCGUGGUUAGCAGUUGACCAAACUCCACCUGAUGUUUAUGUUAUUGGCUUUCAAGAGCUUGACCUUAGUAAGGAGGCUUUCGUGUUCCCUGAGUCUAUAAAAGAGGAUGAAUGGAUGAAAGCUGUCAAGGAAUCCCUUCAUCCCGGAGCAAAAUAUACCCUUAUACGACAUAUUCGUUUGGUUGGGAUGCUUCUAAUCGUUUACUCCAGAAAUGAGUUAACUGGGCAUAUCUCCAAUAUAUGCGUGGAUACGGUGGGAACAGGUAUCAUGGGGAAGCUGGGGAACAAGGGCGGAGUGGGAACACGGUUACGGUUCCAUGCCUCCGAUAUCUGUUUCGUGAACAGUCACUUAGCGGCACACGUGGAGGAGUACGAGCGAAGAAAUCAAGACUACAGUGAUAUCAACGCACGGAUGAAUUUUGUAAAUUUUGAAAAGUUGGAGAGUGAAACUAAACCCUUCACCUCGCUAAAAAUCAAAGAUCAUGAAAAUAUAUUCUGGUUGGGAGAUCUCAACUAUAGAUUAGCAGGGUUGGAUACCGGUGAAGUUAAAGAAUACCUGAAAGAGCAAAAUAUCGCAGAGCUGAUGAAAAACGAUCAAUUCUUCCAGCAAAGACACCAAAGAAAAGUUUUCGUCGGGUUCCAAGAAGGAGAAAUCACGUUCCAACCAACUUACAAGUACGAUCCGGGAACUAAUAUUUGGGACUCCAGUGAGAAGGCCCGGCCUCCGGCCUGGACGGAUCGAAUCCUCUGGACCGGAGAACAUAUUCAUCAGACUGCUUAUAGAUCUCAUAUGGAGCUUUUGGUUAGCGAUCAUAAACCCGUCUCUGCGCUGUUCAAUGUUGGGAUAAAAGUGAUAGAUCGAGCUAAGAAACAGAAGAUAAGAGAGGAGAUUAUGAAAAAACUUGAUAUGCUAGAGAACGACUUCCUUCCCCAGGUGAUGGUGGAUAUGACGGAUAUACAGUUCGGAACUGUCAAGUUUAUUCAACCUUGUCAGCAGACCUUGGCUAUUGCCAACACAGGACAGGUUCCGGUUCAGUUCGAGUUCAUCCAGAAACCUGGACAGAAGAGCUACUGUAAACCCUGGCUGAAAGCUGAACCUAGCUCCGGGUUUAUUAUGCCAGGAGAGAAGUGUGAGGUAACCCUGGAAGUUUAUGUGGAUAAGAAGACGGCCUGUCUCCUGAACUCUGGGCAGGAUAAACUAGAUGAUAUCCUGGUUCUACAUCUUCUUGGUGGCAAGGAUCUUUUUAUUACGGCUUUGGGAACGUACGAGAAGUCAUGUUUUGGUUGCAGUCUGGAUAGUUUAGUACGUCUCAAGGUUCCAAUCUCACAGCUCACAUCUGCCGAGGUUGUUAGUCUAGAGAAAGGAGAAUUCAAUAAAAUUCCUGAAUCCUACCUUGUAUCCGGAGUAUCCCCGAACUACGAUAUCCCUAAGGAGGUUUGGUUUCUCUGUGAAAUGAUGAAGACUUCAGGGCUAGGACAAGAGAACUUGUUUCUUCAGCCCGGAAUAAGGCAGGAAAUAUUACAGCUCCGGGACUGGUUGGACACUGGUCUACCUGAACAAAGACCUGAAGUUUCAAUCCAUAGUGUAGCAGAAUCCCUUCUUAUAUUCCUAGAAUCCCUUAGGGAACCGGUUAUUCCUUACAGUAUGUUGAACCGUUGUAUCGAGUUCUCUGGGAGCUAUCUGCAGUGUAAGCAGAUUGCAAGCCAGCUUCCAACUAAUCAUAAACACUUAUUCGAUUAUCUCAUCGCUUUUCUGCGUGAGGUUUUCGCACGAUCAUAUUCUAACGGAAUAGAUCCUAAAAUCCUGGCAACCCUCUUCUGCACACUCUUCCUUAGGGAUCCCCCGGACUGCUCCUACAAGACGAAGAGCAGUCAGCAGCUGGUGGAGAGAAAGAAAUCCAAUUUUGUUUAUCAUUUCAUAACGAAUCCAGUUGAAGAGUAGAAAAUCGAAACUAAUUUCAGUACAGGUCAUCCUAACUCUUCGGGAUUAGAUCUACUUAAAUCAGAGUUAACGUCUUAAACUCCUUUAAAUGUAGUUAAUUAAUGGCCUACAGAGAACGUAGGUCUAUAAAUCACCCAAAUGAUCGUCUUUAUAAAUCUAUUUUGUUACUUAUGGUGAACGUCAACUGUGAAAUGUGUCAAGUAUGUCUAUAGUGUCUACCCUGUUGUACAAUUUACAUAAAGUAUUGAAUGUGUUGUGUUUACUGUUUAAAAUAUUCGACAAAAUCAACUUUAAGGUUGAGUAAAUAUAUGUAUUAAUGUAAAAAUAUAGAAAAAAUGCAAUUCUCAUUAGA